CAGAGACGUUAUGCGUCAAAACGCUUCCGCUUAGCUUUCCGACCUGCCUUUCCAGUGGAGUGGCUGGUGUGAACAGACAGAAGAGAAGCAAACACCACCUAGGAGAAGUAAUUCAAGAUGCCUCCUAAAAAGACAGAAGCCCCAAAACAACCUCCAUUAAUUGGGCGAUUUGGAACAUCUCUGAAAAUUGGCAUUGUGGGGUUGCCUAAUGUCGGGAAAUCUACAUUUUUUAAUGUGCUCACCAAAAGCCAAGCUGCUGCAGAUAACUUCCCAUUCUGCACCAUUGAUCCAAAUGAGAGCAGGGUGCCAGUUCCUGAUGAGCGCUUUGAUUACCUGUGCCAGUACCACAAGCCAGCCAGUAAGGUUCCUGCUUUCCUAAAUGUGGUGGACAUUGCUGGUCUGGUGAAGGGAGCUCAUGCAGGGCAGGGACUUGGAAAUGCCUUUCUCUCUCAUAUCAGUGCCUGCGAUGCCAUUUUCCAUAUGACCCGUGCUUUCGAUGAUGAAGACAUUACCCACGUGGAAGGCAACGUGGACCCAGUGAGAGACAUUGAGAUCAUCCAUGAGGAGCUGCGGCUAAAAGACGAGGAAAUGAUUGCUCCCAUCAUAGACAAGCUGGAGAAAACCGCAGUCAGAGGAGGAGACAAAAAACUAAAACCUGAAUACGAUAUCAUUCUGAAGGUAAAGAACUGGGUUGUGGAAGAGAAGAAACAUGUCCGAUUUUACCAUGAAUGGAAUGACAAAGAGAUUGAGGUGCUGAACAAAUACCUGUUUCUGACAUCGAAGCCCAUGAUCUACCUGGUUAAUCUCUCUGAGAAGGAUUACAUUAGGAAAAAAAACAAAUGGUUGGCAAAAAUCAAAGAGUGGGUAGAUGCCCACGAUCCUGGUGCCAUGGUCAUCCCGCUGAGCGGAGCGGUGGAGGCUAAACUUCAGGAGAUGGAAGAGGAGGAGAGUACUAAAUACUGCGAGGAACAGAAAACACAGAGUGUUCUGACCAAAAUUAUAAAGACAGGCUAUGCAGGACUACAGCUGGAGUACUUCUUCACGGCAGGGCCGGAUGAGGUCCGAGCGUGGACCAUCAGGAAAGGAACCAAAGCUCCUCAGGCUGCAGGGAAAAUCCACACAGACUUUGAGAAAGGCUUCAUCAUGGCUGAGGUGAUGAAGUUCAAUGACUUCAAAGAGGAGGGCAGUGAGAGUGCGGCCAAGGCUGCUGGGAAAUACAGACAACAGGGCAGGAACUACACCGUGGAGGACGGCGACAUUAUCUUUUUCAAAUUCAACACACCCAAUGCACCCAAAAAGAAAUAGAGGGACCACUUAAUUGCCAGGGGGGUAUCUCAGUUCAGUUCAGUUGGGCUCCAAAGAGCUGCACUGUGGGCUGGUUUUCUAAUUCUCCUUAAAUAUUAGGCACAGUUAUCACAAUCUCUUAACAUAAUGCCAAUCAAAGCAUGAAAUGUAAUUGAUAUUUCAAGUGAAUUACAAGGAUAAUUUUCAAACAAGCUUGGACAAAGUUGAGCUAUUUACAAUAUUCAUUAAAAAAAAGGGUAAUUAACCUGAAAUACCUGGACCAGAAUACAAUUUGGCAUUUUCUUUCUUUUUUUGUUGCUGCCAGUUUUGGGCUGUUUUUAACAUGCAAUAAGGCUCUUUUAUUCAGAUUUUCUUUAUUACAGUAUAAAUAUUCAAACCACAGAAGCUGAAUAUCCUUUACUGCUUUUACUUUAUCAUCAGGUUUAACAGCUUCCUGUGUUUCAUUAGUUGACCAAUUAGUAGAUCUUAAUAGGACCUCUGGUUAGCUCUUUUUUAAAAGGCAGAUUAAGAAGUCUCCUCUUAUUAAUCUGUUCUGUAUUAUAAUCCUGGCAAGGUUUUGGUGACAUGUUGCUUUCAGAAACCAAACCAAAACCUCAGUAACCUGUUUACGUAAUAAAGGAGAAUGAAGGCCAUCAUUCGGUGCAGGACUGAGCUGUGAAGAGAAGAGACCAGCCUAACUGAUGGUGGCAUGGAUUGAACUCAUGCUACAUUAUUUGCUUUUACUGACUUGCUCUGGCUUGGGUAUUAAAAAAACCCUUCGCCCUGUCUCCUUUAUUGACGGUGUGUUUUUACGCAUCUGCUGGAGUGUGCAGCUGCAGAUUUACCUUGUACCACAUUGUUAAUGUCUUCAUUGCUAUAUUAAAAUUGUGCCCUAGAAUGAAAUAUUGCCCUUAUAAACAUGCAUAUGUCAGUAAAAGAACAAAAAUCUC
Molecule: messenger RNA, 2234 nt
Organism: Xiphophorus hellerii (green swordtail)
Lineage: Eukaryota; Metazoa; Chordata; Actinopteri; Cyprinodontiformes; Poeciliidae
Product: obg-like ATPase 1
Exons: 11
Coding region: 118-1305 (395 amino acids)
Cellular component (GO): cytoplasm
Molecular function (GO): ATP binding; ATP hydrolysis activity; GTP binding
Source: RefSeq, a predicted model, not a curated record